UUUGAUCACGGCAUUUGUGACGGCGUUCAUCAAACACCUUGAGAACCCUCUGCAACUUCGGCACCGCAAAAAUGCAUCCCCGCCGAAGACUCGAGGUCCCACCUGUGAAAGCUGCUUGCUUAGCAUGUCGCGCUUCGAAGGCUCGCUGCAAUGGACAAAACCCAUGCAAUCGGUGUAGCGUCAACGGGAAAGUGUGCAAAUUUAUCCCCAGUCAGAGGGGAAGGGUUGUACGAGCACCAGUGACACCGCCAUCGACGCAUAAAUCGUCAGAAUCACCUGCGAGCAUAGAGGGUCCGGAGGGCGAUGGCCCGUACAAAAGACCCAGGCUUUCGUCUGGCCCGCGAGGACCAUUGCACCAGCGAAGCGGAGAUGGCUCGACUAAUAUCCGAAUUCAUACCAAUGGUCAAGCACUUAUUGAUGCAUACUAUCUAUUGAUUCAUCCUUGCUAUCCCGUCUUACCUCCACCAGUCGCCACUAUCGCAGACAAGGAGCAGGCCCAAUCGGUACAAGAGCCCGAGUUCACUCGGUCACCGCUUGCUCAUGCUAUUGCUGCUCUUGUUGCCCUCGUGCCAAAAGGAACUUGUCGGGAUCGUAUAGCCCGACAUGACUAUGCGGAGCAUUGUUCUGACUUAGCCCUGAGAGCCAUUGACUGGGAUAUGGACGCACCCGAGCCGUUACUGCGAAAUAGAUUCCAUCACGACGUGCCUGUGCACCUAGAAAGUACGAUUGCAAAUUUUCUAGUUGCUGUCUACGAAUACAACUACCGUGGGAGCAUGAUGAGAGCGCGCACAAGGAUGGCAUCUGUGAUCACUAUGGCCAUGGACCUGGGUUUGCACGGUAUCAAUAUCGACACAACGGCGGACUCUGAAUGCAAACGGAGGGCUUGGUCCAUGAUUCUCUUCUUCGCAAACAAGCUGUCGAUUAUCCAUCAUUUGCCGCCUCUCAUGACGAUUGGAGAUCCCAGAUUUAAGACACCUCCGCCAACCCUAAGUAUUGUUCCAGAACCUUGGGAAGCCAUAUUGGGAGCACAAGACAUACUUCUCAUAUCGCAAGCAAGACCCCCAUCGCCCAAGGAGCUCGAGGCACUUGAUGCAACUGUAUCAACGUACAUACAAAAUCUCGAUCGACCGCCUACCGGCCGCGAGCCCAUCGACGCUGAAGGUUUGGCAGCUCACAACUGGUGGGCUGUCGGUCGCAUUGUUGUGCACAGUGCCCGAAUCAGGCUACAUCGUCCAUCAGCGUUUGCUGACAUCCCAGCAUUUGUGAACAAGCACUGCGAUAUGACUGCCCUACAAGAUGCGAAACAUUUCCCGAUCCCUACUACUAAUUGUCAUGAGCUUCCUUCGCCAGAGUCGUUGGCAGAUAGUCCUAAGACCAAUGAAUGGCCAGAUGCCGAGGCUACUGGUCCCUUCAGCGCCCGAGGCUCCGCCGACAUAUGCCUCAAGUCUGCAUUCAUCGUCUUGCGCAUGUUCCGUUAUCUGACGGAAGUCCUUGUGGACCGACAUUUACAAAUGCCCGGCACGUAUGGCGCGAGCGAGGACGAGAGGAGAGCGAUCAAAGCCUCGGUACCGAUCACAAUGCCACUCAUGGCCUGUAGUGCGAUGCAAGCAUGCUACGUUAUGAUAAUGACGCUUUACAAGGUCAAGUUCACGCUGAUAGCCGAUCAGACUUCUGAAGACUCGACUUUGAAAUCCGACUUGAGCUUUCAGGACACCGAGCGAUUGGUUGAGGAGCUGAGGCACGGCGUAAGAGACAGCCUGCACAUGCUUCAGAAGUACGGAACUGAGUUCGCGCAUGUCGGACCUAUGUAUGAAGAGCUCAAGAUGGUUCAUCAGGUUGCCUUUCUCGACGUCUGAUCAAUGGUUCAACUCAUGCUCUAGGCGCGGCCUCGGCAUUCAGAUUAUUUGAGACGCCAAAGCGGGGCAAAGCCGAACCCAACUCCCAGCGACAAAAGAUGCUACCCA
Messenger RNA from Didymella exigua CBS 183.55, 1964 nucleotides. RefSeq lists its product as uncharacterized. Bases 72 to 1856 code for a protein of 594 amino acids. The record is from RefSeq and is a predicted model, not a curated record. The transcript has 8 exons. Gene Ontology annotation, biological process: regulation of DNA-templated transcription. Gene Ontology annotation, molecular function: DNA-binding transcription factor activity, RNA polymerase II-specific; zinc ion binding. Lineage: Eukaryota; Fungi; Ascomycota; Dothideomycetes; Pleosporales; Didymellaceae.